Messenger RNA from Saccoglossus kowalevskii, 2331 nucleotides. Its product is annotated as splicing factor 3B subunit 4-like. Gene Ontology annotation, molecular function: RNA binding. NCBI's taxonomy places the organism in Eukaryota, Metazoa, Hemichordata, Enteropneusta, Harrimaniidae. Gene Ontology annotation, biological process: positive regulation of mRNA splicing, via spliceosome. Gene Ontology annotation, cellular component: precatalytic spliceosome; U2 snRNP; nucleolus. The record is from RefSeq and is a predicted model, not a curated record.
GUUCGGUAUAGAUUCACAGUGAUUCGAUUUCCCCCCCACAAUAACGUAUUUACAUGUAUAAUUCUACCAACGGCGAAUACCGAUGUGAUGGCAUAUUUGUACUAUUCUUUUUACAUAUACUAGCAAAGGAAAGCCGAUAAACAUAGAAUUUCAUUCAGUCACACGAACGUACAAACGAAUCCGAAUCCACAUUCGAAAGCGAGACUAACAUCGGCGUCAGCGUUGUUUGAAAAUGGCGGCUGGUCCGAUAUCCGAAAGAAACCAAGAUGCUACCGUUUAUGUUGGUGGUUUAGAUGAAAAAGUCUCUGAAGCACUAUUAUGGGAGCUGUUUUUACAGUCAGGUCCCGUCGUUAAUACCCAUAUGCCUAAAGACAGGGUAACACAACAGCACCAAGGCUAUGGUUUUGUGGAGUUUUUAGGUGAAGAAGAUGCCGACUAUGCAAUCAAAAUUAUGAAUAUGAUAAAAAUAUAUGGUAAACCGAUACGAGUGAAUAAGGCAUCAGCACAUCAAAAGAAUUUAGAUGUUGGAGCGAAUAUAUUUAUUGGAAAUUUAGACCCAGAAAUAGACGAGAAGUUGUUGUACGAUACAUUUAGUGCAUUUGGUGUAAUAUUACAGACGCCUAAGAUUAUGAGAGACCCUGAGUCCGGUAACUCAAAGGGAUAUGCCUUUAUUAAUUUUGCAAGUUUUGAUGCGUCUGACGCCGCCAUUGAAGCCAUGAAUGGACAGUACUUGUGUAAUCGACCAAUCACAAUCUCUUAUGCUUUUAAAAAAGAUUCCAAAGGAGAAAGACAUGGCUCUGCUGCUGAGAGACUCCUGGCUGCACAGAAUCCACUUUCACAAAUGGAUCGUCCUCAUCAACUUUUUGCCGAUGCACCACCAUCGUCUCAACCAGACUCAGACUCUGUGCCGAGUACAACAACAUCAAUGCUGUCGCAACCCCCUCCUCCAGGAAUGCCUCAUCGUCCAAGUGGACCACCAACCUCUAUGCCACCAAUGGGGAUGCCCCCUCCACCUCCAGGUCAUGGUGGUUUACCACCUCCUCCAGUACCCCCACCAGGUAUGCCUCCUCCGGGUAUGCCUCCACCACCCAUGGGUCUUCCUCCUCUACCUCCGGCAUUGAUGCCGCCGGGCACCACCUCAGGAUCAGACUUACAGACAUCACAGGAACAAAGGAUGAUGUUUCCACCUCCAAUGGGACCACCACCUCCAGGUAUGCCACCCCCGGGCAUGUUUCCCCCUCCUCCUCACAUGAGAGGACCGUUUGAUGGAUCAAUGCCACCAAGACCUCCUCAAUUCAAUGGACCUCCGCGUGGUGGAAUGCGUCCAGGAAUGAGACCCCCACCUCCACCUAGAUCAUUCCGACCAGCAGCGCCACCACCACCACCGCCAAGACAAUGAAGAUGACCAUCAAGACAGGAGCCUUUCGCCACAAGAAAAUCUGGAUCCAUGAUAUUUUACUGCCACCUACGUAAAUCAUAUUUGGAUGCGCUGACCUGUCACAUGUAAACAAUACCUAGACAGACACAUGGAAAUCAUUUCUGGCAAUAUCAAUAUCCUUAAGCACUGUAUCUAUACUAAUUCAAGCAUUGGACUAAAGUGAAAGGCCAACAUUUAGUUUUACUGUGGCUGUAAGAAAGAAUGGAUUGGCAAUAUUGCAGUAUGAGACACUGUUUUUGGUAAUGGUGUAGCUGUAUUGCUUACAAUGUAGCCAUUGCGUCCUGGGGCGAUACUUUGUGUAACCCAGCUAUUUUGUUAGGAAAACAAUUUCUCACACUGCGAUGUUGGCGAUCUUUCUUGCGGUCACAGUAAAAUUGACGUCUCUAGCAGUUUAGCGAUAUUUCACCAUGGUAACAAAAAAUAUACUUGGUAAUGUGCUUUAGUUUUAAUUUUGUAGAAUUUUAAAGUUUAUAUAUUAAACAGACUGGGAAAUUCCAUUUUUUUUGUUCUCACAACCAGGAAAUUAAUAAUUUUGAAAAGUAUGAAAUACUUUUCAUGGUGAUAACAGGUUUUUCCCAUUCACGCUUGUCACUAUAUGAACAUAGUAUUUUUAUCAGCGCCAGCAACUAAAAAAAAAUGUUUUAAAAAUGACGCCUAAAUACCAAUCUUCACUGUAUGCCAUGUGAUCUCACUUAUUAUUCCAUGUUUACUUGGGUUGGUUUGUUUACUCGAUAUUCAUUUUUGUCAGAAAAUAAUAUGGCUUAUGGCCCUUUAACUUUGAGUGAACUUUGGAAACGAAAACAGAUUUCAUUACUAUUAAGAAUAUGUCAAGUUAUUUAGUUUAAGUACAAAUGUAUUUAAUAAAUUUCACAAUAAAAGAGUAACUUUGUUUA